AUGACAGAAUACAAACCACAAUCUCUUUGUAUUCUCCCAGCUAACGUUAAUCCCAAAAACUGCAAAGUUAAAAAUAACAAGAACUACUAUUUCUUUCUUUUAUCUACACAACCUGCUCUUAAAACCUCUAUGGAAAUCUCUCCAACUAUUUCAAAAAACAGAUUCAAUAGAAUUUCUGAAGAACUUCCUCAAUCACUUGCUCUUCAAAUCACUCCUAAAAUUCUUUUUCCCAAUUUCUCUUCACAACCAAAUCCAAACCUCAAAAUUACUUCUUAUUCUCAAUAUACACACUACUAUAUGAUUU
Molecule: messenger RNA, 304 nt
Organism: Dentiscutata erythropus
Lineage: Eukaryota; Fungi; Glomeromycota; Glomeromycetes; Diversisporales; Gigasporaceae
Source: the annotation of a GenBank genome assembly